Echinostoma caproni is the source of this 1062-nucleotide messenger RNA. Lineage: Eukaryota; Metazoa; Platyhelminthes; Trematoda; Plagiorchiida; Echinostomatidae. The record is from the annotation of a GenBank genome assembly.
AUGCACACUCGAACCCCACGGUAUGCUUCUCAUCGCGCUCGUUUGAAUUCUUUCCCCGAUUCCGGCUCUUCAUCUGGACAUUCGUAUCCGCGUAGCGAGCAGUCAGAUUCAUCUACUCUCCCAUCAGCGGCUGAGUUAGCCUCCGCCGGUUUUUUCCAUACCGGUUCAGGCGACGAGACAGUAUGUCCCGCUUGUGGUUUGGGUCUCCGAGAUUGGCAGGCAACCGAUCAACCAGAAGCGUGCCAUUUUGCCUAUUCUACCGCUGAAAUCAGUCUCCGCUCUACUGAGGAUAGUACCGGCGGGCCGCGAGUCCCGAUUAUCCCUUGUCUCUACUUGGCUGUUCAUCGGUUGCUCGUAUCCGAAUUGCCUUUGGCUCGAAAACAUCUUGUUCCAGCCGGACCGAUACAGUCGGUCUGUAGUUUACCUGGUGUCGUCACCCCACCGACCUACAGUCUUAUUCCCGAUCCGUAUUCGGAAGUAGAAGCUUUGGAUUUCGCCUCAUUAGCCGACAGACUAGAUGCGAUUGCACGGAUUAUGACCUCACCUCCACCACAGGGCUGGCCGGUGGAAAACGCUCGCGCUUUGGGUCAUUCUGACGAUUUGAUUGUGUUGGCCUUGUGGCGCCUCCAAGCCGAAGCAGCGGGAGUCGGCAUUGCCUGUCCGCCCAAAUCCGCGUUGUACUUGGACCCCCAAGGCACCGCUGAUCUACUGCGAGCCGUCCUUCGUGUUCAAGAAGGUUUUGAUGCAACUCUGGGCGAAUUUCCUGAUCUAGACUCACAUAGUCUGGAAGAAGGUUUGGAUGAAGCUGGUGCUGCCGCAAGUGACGCUGAACUGUCAGCCGAAGAUGCGGAAACUGCGGCACUUUCGCGAUGUCGUUGCAGGCGCAGGCGCUCUUCUGCUGCCAAUCUUGUGUCUAACACCGAGGCUUCUUCGCCAUUAUCCGUCGAUUCUAAUGGAGUCCUUGUCAAACGGAUUCGCUUACCUCGAUUUGCGGAGUUCCUUUCUUGGUGGUUCAACCGUUGGCGAUUGACCGCCGAACAUGACUGCUUGGACUCCCCGUGA